AUGGCUAUCAACGAUACAGUCAAAAUAGCUGUCAUCGUGGCAUCUCCAGUCUUAUUUUUCUCCCUGCUCUUCCUAUCUGCCUAUAUAUACCGUCGUCGACGCUCAUCUGGUCGUAAGGGUACUUUCCGUCAACCUGAGAUUUCGUCACCGCCCCAGAACCAAGAGAAGGGGGUGGUAUGGGAUCCAAGUGAGAGAGAAAGAACUUUACCCCAUUGUCAUAUCUGUUAUGUCGAUCAUCGCCCGUGUGGUACUUCCAGAGCGGACAGUCAGAAAACUCUGGUAAACAAUGGGAUUUGUGAUCAAUCUCGACCGCCCUUAAUCUCGGUUCUUCCUGAUUGCAAUUCGACACUGUCUCAACCUCAUUUUCAAGAGAAGCGUAUAACAAUCCGAAGGUUAUCGAGUAAUCCAUAUCUUCCCGAUGAGUAUACUAAAGUAAAUUCGCUUUCAUCCACUUUAGGUGAAGCGAACCCUUCAUCGGAUAUUUUACCUUAUGGAGGUGGUAGAAGAUCGUCAUACGUUUCGAUGACACAGUCCUUCCUUCCAGGUGAUCCAGAGAUCGGAUGCAAAUCCCUUGCCCAGGAAAAUCAUGAGAGUGAUUCUCGAAGACUGACCGCCUUUUCUGGUGGUCUAGCCGAAAAAGAUCGAUUGUCUGUCAGGAGAGUCAGUGUGGGCGGCCAUGAAGAUGUUCUUAAUCUCAAAGUAAAAGCUCUCAACACAAAUACAGCUGUUCCACCUGCUCACUCGUGCUAUUUCACUCAACAUCGACGUUCCACAUCCACCCAGCCUCCUCCUUUACCGACCUUGGAUCCGUCUUCGACGUCUACCAAUGAAGCAGAAGAUCUUCCUUCUCCCCAUCCAUUCUCUGCAGCUUCGCUCAGGAGAAGCUCUUUUGUUUCCCAUCCUCCCAUGCAGUUCCCAGUACCUCACAUCAGAAGACCUGAACGAGCAAGUGCCAAUUCUUCAAAUCGACAACGUCCUGAAACUCUCCAAAUCGCUUCGCAACAUCCCAAUUCCUUAUCACCUGUUUCCAUCGGUACGUCAGGUCAAAGUAUGGAGCAUCGAAGGAGGAACUCGUUGAUCGUACCAACGGCAUCACCUAAUCAGGCUAUGAAAUCAGCUUCUACCUCUAUUGGUUCGCAUAUACCUGAUACAGCAAGCUCCUUCGGACACGAUCCCAUACCUCCCAAAGCACAAGAUCUCAACACUUUCCACUCUUGGCAAGGAUUCAGACCUUCAGAGCACGCCAAUGUUAUACCUCGAAUAGAGCUUCCAAUCUCACCUACUACACCUAGUGAGGGACGAAGGGGUACGCCAUCCGCUGCUUUCGCUCAACUCAACUCCAACAAUAGUAGCUCAACAACGCUGCAGGUAACUACACCGAACAGCGGGCUUGAGAGAUCGCCCAGUAGCUGUAGUAAGAUCACUUAUCUUGCUGAGGUUGUAAAAGAAGAAGAAAAACGUAUAUCCUCCAUUCGAUCUAGCCCCGAUAAUAUGUAUCCUCCUGGGGACAGGAUCGUAGGAAGUCGGAAGAGUAUGAUUGACUCUCAAGCACCAGCUCUAAGUCCUCUGAGACUGGAACGAGGAUUAGGUAUUCAUAGUGCUUUGGGUGCGGGAAUGGGAAUUGGUAUGGCUGUCGGUUUAGGUGCAGGUGAAGUAGAAGUAGAUGACGGUCAACCAAGAGCUAUAUGA
Messenger RNA from Kwoniella shivajii, 1689 nucleotides. RefSeq lists its product as uncharacterized. NCBI's taxonomy places the organism in Eukaryota, Fungi, Basidiomycota, Tremellomycetes, Tremellales, Cryptococcaceae. The record is from RefSeq and is a predicted model, not a curated record. Bases 1 to 1689 code for a protein of 562 amino acids. The transcript has 2 exons.